AAACACGGUAACCUUCCCUUAGCGUUCGCAAAUGAGAAAGCAAUGGUAAAAUAACAUCUGGAAUUAUCAUUGUUUUCUUUUGCAGAUUGUUACAAGGCUCCGAAAUGGAGCGAUACUAUUCAAUUUUAGUUUUUGUUGCGUUUUUGGGAACAGGUCUAGCACUAGAGUGCUAUGUAUGCCAGAACCAGCCAGAUAACAGAGACAAAUGUGUCAAGACCACAGUUCAGUGUGAGGAGAGUCAGGACACAUGUCUGACACAUAUAGAGUGGAGAGCCCCUGAUUUCUGGACCCCACGUAGUGAGAAGAUGCACUACGUACACAAAAGCUGCCACACGUCAUCGUACUGCUCACAGAUGCAGAGACAGGUUGGGAUGCGCUGUAUGAGGGACUGGUACAGGGACUGGGAAUGUUACGAGUGCUGCGGUGGCGACCGCUGUAACUUUUAUGUUACUCUUGGAUCUACGGCCAUCUACCCCAGUGUUUUGUUGCUCGCAGCUUCUGUUUCGUUGUUUAUUUUAGCACAGUUUAGAUAAAUCAUUCCUCUAUGUGUGUGUGUCAUCAAUUUUCUGAGUAUGUUGUACAGGGUGAAUGUUUGUUACUAUUAUCAUAUUUUAGAAUCUGUUAAACUUCAAGUCUGCUAAAUAAAUGGCUACAUGUCUUGUUUUAGUAAUAUUUAACACAGUUUAAGUAAAAAAAUCUGGAGUUAUCAAUGGAGCAUCAAACUAACUUUUCAAAUACUCACUCAAAACCCCAAAAUACAAAUCAGAUUUGAUAUGACCUAGGUGAUAUGUAGUUAAUUGCUCCUUCUUUUACAUUAAAUUUGAAAUUUUUAGCUAUCUUUUAGUAUCUUAGAUAAUAUAGCUUGAUCAAAAAAAUAUACUCAAUUAUCAGACUAUGGCAGAUUCUAUAAUAUUGAUAAUAUUUUUGUUCCGCUUGAAAUGUCCAUUCCAAAUUUUUAAUCUACAAAUUGAAUUUCAGUCUUUAAGUGAAGUGACAAUGUAAAAAGUAAUGUGUUUUCACUGGUCUGUGUUGAUAUUUGAGAUUGUAGUUUCACUAGCAGAUAUUUGUUUUGAUCACUUUGUGCUGGUGGUGUCUUAUUUUAAAAAGUUAACAUUUUUAUUGGCUAUAAAUAGUAACACAACCUAUUUCCUUUUUUUUUUUGAAAAUGGUCAAGUAGAUUGUCUUUAACCAGGAUGUAACCCAUCUGCCAACCGUAAGAUUGGUUCUAUGGGUUUAGAGAAUAAAACUCUUAAAAAUAUUUCAUCUAAUUCAGACUUCAUAACCGACUUUGAAAGUUAAUCUUUAUCCUCAUAUUAUUGCUAGUGAUUUUUUUUUCAUGAAAAACAUAUCAAAAUGCUGAAUUCUAAUAACAUAUCACACCGAUAUUUUCUGCUCAGUAUAUAAUAAAAAAAAACAUUCCAUUAUUAGAAGCAGGAAAUAAGUAAUGAAGAAAAAAUGCAUUUUUUAAUAAGGUGUUUAGAUGUGCUUUGAUACCAGCUGUUUCUAUAGACUCAUAAAACCAACAGCUGUCAUGUGAGCUGACAUGUUGGUGUUCACAUUCCAUUGUUUUGUUUUUUUUCAUCACAAUUUCUGCAGCCUGUUGUAUAUUUAUACAGAGAUGAACAUUCCAUUUUUACUUGUAUAGACUUUGCUAUCUUCAGUCGAAAGUUGUCUCGACAAAGUGGUAUAAUCAAAUCUUUUCUACUCAUAUUCGUGUUCAUGAUUUGAUAAAAAAUAUUAUUUACAGUAUAAUUCCGUUAAUAGUUUUAGUUUCUGAACUUUAACGUUUCUUGAGGUAUUUUUACUCUGUGAAAAGAUACACACAGUAUUUCUAAAAGGAUUGUUUCAAUAGUUGGCCUUCUAAUUAAAUAGAAAUAAAUGCUGCAGCUUUCUGAUAGCCCAUUUUUUUUAGCUCUGUAAAUAUUAUUCAUACAUCGAUUUACCUGAAUUGGACUUUUCAUUUUCUAUGCAUAACACGUUGUAAAUAGUCUAUUUUUU
Messenger RNA from Physella acuta, 1998 nucleotides. RefSeq lists its product as uncharacterized. Lineage: Eukaryota; Metazoa; Mollusca; Gastropoda; Physidae. The record is from RefSeq and is a predicted model, not a curated record.